AUGUCUAGUCGCGGGAAUCGUUUUCUACAUCAUCCUUCUGGUACACAUUGGAGGCCAGUUCCUAUUCGACCACCGGCUCCUACUAAUCCAGUAUUUAUAAACGCGUUUCCGAACUACGAAAGUGAUAGUGAUAGUGAUAGACCAAGACCCUAUGAUGUGAUAUUUGAUAGUUCUUCAACUUCACCUGCUGCAAGUACGUCCAGUCAUUCACCACAAGAGACGCCGGAGAUACCAAUACAUGGAAGAAUAGAUAUAACACCUAUUAUAAAUGAUAUGGAAUCGACUAAUCCAACAGAAUCAAAUAGCGUAGAGAUAUCAGGUAUUCAAGAUUUGCACGUAACUACUAAUUCUUCAGAAAGCCAAAGCUAUAUCUUCGACGAAGAGAACGAAACCGCAUUGCAAGAACAGGUUGAAGAUGAUCCUUUAAAGCAAUACGUGACCAAACUACGUCAAAUUGUGCAACAAUUGGAUGAAGACGCGUGGCAAUUCAUAAGUUUAGACAACGAAUUUUCGAAAUUCUGA
Molecule: messenger RNA, 522 nt
Organism: Acaulospora morrowiae
Lineage: Eukaryota; Fungi; Glomeromycota; Glomeromycetes; Diversisporales; Acaulosporaceae
Source: the annotation of a GenBank genome assembly